Sodiomyces alkalinus F11 is the source of this 2137-nucleotide messenger RNA. RefSeq lists its product as hypothetical. The transcript is spliced from 5 exons. The record is from RefSeq and is a predicted model, not a curated record. Gene Ontology annotation, biological process: transmembrane transport. Lineage: Eukaryota; Fungi; Ascomycota; Sordariomycetes; Glomerellales; Plectosphaerellaceae. Gene Ontology annotation, cellular component: membrane. Gene Ontology annotation, molecular function: transmembrane transporter activity. Bases 219 to 1832 code for a protein of 537 amino acids.
CUUUUUGUUCCUAAGAGAAUUUUUUUCCGGUCUUUCAUUAUAAAUAUAGGUAUAUUUCCUCUCUUCCUUCGACGAGAACCUCUAAAUGCAACGUGCAUAUUAGCAGCCGGCUUUAUUAGACCCUAGAAGUAUCUGUCCCUGUCGACCUUCCCUCCGCCACGAUCCAUCGUCAUCGCUGGACGAGUCUCUCUCGCGGAAUCGCAUCCUCGCCUCUCAUCAUGCCACAACCAUCGCUCGCGGCCUCCCAUGGCAUCAUCUUCGCGACCUACGGUCUCUUCUUUCUCAUGGGAACUGGCCUAGCCUGGACAUUGAGACAUAAUCUCAGGGGCGGUUUCCUGUCUGCCAAUCGAACUCAAACGGCAUUGCCUGUUGCCCUCAACUUCAUCGCCAGUGGUCUCGGAUCGAGUGUGCUCUUCGCCUACCCGGAGCUCGCCACCAUCACCGGUGUUCAAGGCGUCGUAGUCUACGCCCUAUCUUCCGCCCUGCCGCUCCUGAUAUUCGCCGGCCUCGGGUCCCUCAUUCGGAAAAAGACCCCGCAUGGGUUCGUCUUGACGGAAUGGACCCGCCAGCGUUACGGCAGCGCCGCCAUGCUUUACUUGAGCUUCGCGACCCUUGUCACAUUGUUUUUAUAUAUGACUGCGGAGCUGUCAGCUAUCGGCCACGUCGUCACCGCUCUGACCCGCGUCAAUCAGCUCCCGGUUAUGAUCGUCCAAGUAGUGGUCACUGCCGCCUACACCUCACUCGGCGGAUUCCGUAUCUCCUUUUUGACGGACAACAUCCAAGGCGCCAUGGUCAUCGGGCUCAUCAUCAUCGCAGCGGCCACCAUUGGUGCUCUCACCGACAUCGACACCUCUCUGAUCAAAGAGUCGGGCUUUCUCAAGCCCACGCUUCUCGGCUGGCAGCUACUCUACAUCCUGCCCGUCUGCAUCCUGACCAACUACUUCUUCCUCUCCAAUUUCUGGCUGCGUGCUUUCGCCUCCAAGACGGACAAGGACCUCUGGAUUGGCGUCUCAAUGGCGACUGUCUUCAUCCUCAUCGUUCUGGUCAUGCUCGGCUGCAGCGGUCUCGUUGCUGUCUGGUCCGGUGCUCUCCCUAUGGAGGACAUCCCGAGAGAUGGCUCUGCCGCCUUUUUCCUCCUUCUGAACAGCCUGCCGGCCUGGGUUGUUGGCAUUGCCCUCGUCAUGGUCGUUACCCUGUCCUGCGCGUCGUUCGACACCCUGCUCACGGCCAUGGUUUCGUCUGCCUCCAAUGACCUUUUCCGCAACCGCCUCAACAUCUGGUGGGUCCGUCUGGGCGCCGUUCUUAUCUGCGUCCCCUCCAUCGUCAUCGCCCUAAGGGCCCCCUCCAUCCUGCAGAUCUAUCUCAUCAGCGACCUCGUCUCCGCCUGCGUCAUCCCCGUCCUCGUCAUCGGCCUCUCCGACCGGUGCUACUGGUGGCGUGGCUUCGAGGUCAUUACGGGAGGAGUUGGCGGCAUCCUGUCCGCCUUCUUUUUCGGUCUCGUCUACUACGGGGGAGACGUGCGCCGCGCUGGCAAUCUGUUGCUUAUUUCGGAAGGUCUCUAUGCCAACGACUGGAGCGUCUUCGGCCUCUUUGUCGCCGCUCCUGUCGGCAGUCUCCUGUUCGCUCUCGUCGCUCUGGGCGGUCGCCUGGGAGUUCAGUAUCUUUGGGCCAAGCGCACCGGUCGCCGCUUCACUGCACUCGACCCUCCCAUCUCCGUCGAAGCGCCCUCGGACGUCGCCAGCUUCCGGCCUAGCGCCUCGGGUGACGACGUGGCAGACGUCACCACGCAGCAGGAGGAGCCGACUUCUAAGCAGGCUGGAAAGUUCUUUUAAGACGGCAGUGCGUACAGAACAGCGUCUGUCAGACCUAAGCUUGACGGUGACAUAACUCUCAAGUUGACGGAUUAUUCGAAGAAGAUCCUAGACAAAACUCAGUCUACUACUUUGUUCUGAGUGGCGCGUGGCGGGAAAAAGUAAUAGUAAGAACGGGUCUCGUUGGAGAGAAAGAUGUUAGAAGGGACCACCCUCGUGUCCAGAGCCAGCGGGCCUUGGCCGGGGUGUGUUUGGAUCAGAGAGUACUUUAUACAGCAUUCUUACACGUAUAAUAUACAGUACAUUCAUUACAUAUGCACCCGCUC